GCAGUAGAUAAGAGCAAAAGUCACAAAACAUGAGCUGAAAUGCUCAUCCCGUUUUUCCAGCAGGCAGCAGCAGAAAACAUCCCUUUCCCGGAGAUUGAACCGUUGGAUCGUCGUGAUUUUUGGACAGCAGCUUCACAGCAUCUGAGCCAACAUUCUGGACGGUGGAGAUCGGGUUUUGAGGUCAGGAGGUCGGGUUUCGUUGGUCUGGACAGUAGCUAUUUUUCUGGUGAUAUUUUUCUUAUCUUGGCUCUAUUUGAUUCCAUACACCUUGAUGUGCUUACUUCCAAGGAUAUGAUGAAUGUGUAUGCCUCUAGUAUUAUCUAGAGAAGACUUUGUACUGCUCCUUUGAUGAUGAUAGUGGAUUUAAGCGGCCAAAAUGGUCCCGUGGUUUUUCCCUAGUUAACGGGUUUUCCACGCUAAAAUUCCGGUGUUUGUGUGUGGUGUGUGCUUACUGUUUUUAGCUGAAUAUAUUGGUGUGUGGCAGCAACUUGUGUGUGUUCUAAUUGCAUUAAGAACACCCUAUUUGUUUGCAUCCUCAAAGAUUCAUUCAAGUUGGGGAAAGUUUAGCCAAACGGAGAUUAAUUCCGCAUUUUAUUAGUUCCGUUUGUGGCUGUUUUUCCCAUCACGAAAGUAGCGUAUAUAGAAUAUCGAUGUAAAUUUACAAGAAAGAGUAGGAAGCAAAACCUGGUCUUUUUUGUUCGGAUGAAUAAUGAAGCCAUAAACACAAUAGAAUUCAAUUGGUGGUAGAAUAUUAAGCAAACCUCCAAACUCGGUUUUUGACCAUUUUUGGGUUUUCACUUAACCAGACCAGGUUUUGGUCCGAAUCACCAGGUUCCAUGUAAGUUUUUUAAGCAUAGGUAUUUAGUAAAAAAUUGAUUGAUAAGAUUAAGAAAUCGAAAAUUUAAGUAAAAGGUUGAAAAAUAAUUUCUGACUAUUUGCAAACACUCUCUAAUUUCGUUUUAUGUACUUUGUUGAUUGCAAUUCAUUCGACUUCUCAUGAUUAGCUAAUUGUUUCACUUUACUCAUAUUAGACUAUUCAACUAUUCACAUUUGAAUUUUUCAGUUUUUUUUUUUGGCAUUUUUCGUUAAUUUCGUUCUUCAACUUUUUUAUCAAUAGAUUUCAGAUCUGAAUAGGAAAUUCCAAGGGUUUUUUUUAUUUAAAACAAAAUUGUUUUGUGCCCAUACACAUCAUAAUCUUAGGACGUUUUGUAAUGGUGCUCAUUAUCUGAAUGUUCAAUCUUAAACCAAACAUGGGUUCAUAAUAUCCUGGAGCAUAAAAGAUCAAAUGCAAUUUGAUCUAUCUUGGUUGUUGUGUGAAAUGUUGUUUCUGAAUUCAUUCGUUAUUUGGUUUAUUGAUCAAAUAUAGUCUCUUAUGGUCGACACUAGUAUGUCAAGUUUCUUGGCUCCUGUGACCAUUUUUUUUAGAGAACUUUCCCCUUUGACAUUGGAUAUCAACUUCCCUUAUACAUGAAAACCCCUAGAUAUUUUCUAGAAACGGGUGGAUAUUAGGUUUCACCUUAUAGGUCAACAUAAUAGGAGAAAUAACUCGUGAUCUUAAUAUAACAUUUUUUUAUACUCUACCGGUGUAGGACUUCAAUACCCCUAAUCACGAGUCACGAUCUAACAUUUUGUCUAAAUGAUACAAUUAUUAAAAAAUGACAAUGAUGAACCAAUGUAAUUUUAACUUUAUUUAAAAAUAAAUAUUUAAUUAUUAAGUUGACACAAAUGUUAACAUGUCAAGUACUAACAAUAAUCCUAUCCUAUAUACCUAAUGGGAGAAUCCCUCCCCAAAUCUUUUCCUGCUUCUUUCACCAGAUUUACUCCGUAUUUACUACCUUUUUCCGUUCUUCUCCGAUUACUCCCCAACAACCAGGCUUGAGGUACACAUUUUUGUACACACACUUACACACUCGUAUCUGUGGAGUGUUUUGUUUUGUCUGUAUACAGACACAACUUAUUUCACAGACACUUCAAAUGUGUUGUGUCUGUAUACAGACAAAAAAACACUUCACAGACAUAAUUGUGGAAGUGUGUACAAAAAAUGUGUAACAAUAGUUUUUUGAAGUAUACACCAACCAAAGGACAUAACUCUGCAAUUAUCCUUUGCAAUGAACGAUUCCUUCCGUUUUUUUGCAGCCAGCCACAAUUCAACAGACUUAACUCAGUAAUUUUCCUUUGCAAUCAACGAUUCCUCCCAUCUUUCUUUCUACAUCCAGCGCAGUGGACUCCAUCGUGCUUUGGCAAAUUGGUCUUCAAAAGGUAUUUCAGUUUCAGUUUCUCUUCCGCUCUAUCCCACAUCUGGAUUUUAACCUUAUAAUCAGCAAACCCUUCUCUCAUCUGCGCUUUUCCUCCCGAUAAAAGCUUCAGCUUGAAUAACAGGAGCAUGACGACCCAAUUGUGAUUAGGAGAGUCAAUCUCAUGUAUCAACUCCUUGGAUGAGGAUGAAGAAAUUUAGCAUGGAGCUCUUCCCAUUUUACAAGGUUUUUGAGUGUGGUUCUCUUGUAAAGCCCUGGCCUUUGCAAAUCGGAGGAUCUAAUACACAACCAGCAGGUAAUCAACGACUUAAGAGCAGUCUAGUAGAAAUCUCAGUGACUACUCCUGCCACACCGUAUAAGAAAUCAUUUUGUGAAUGGCUAGCUGGAAUUAUUGAUGGCAGUGGAAGUCUUCAGGUGCUUAAGAAAGGAAAAACAUCUCUUGAAAUUACUAUGGGACUUGAAGAUGUAGCACUACUACGACAUGUCCAACAUACGCUUGGUGGAAGUAUUAAAAUGCGGUCCGGUGCUAAAUCUUAUCGCUAUAGAUUAAUUCAUCACCUUGGCAUGAUUAAAUUAAUGAAUUGUAUUAAUGGCCAUAUUCGUAAAUCUGCACGACUAGCACAGCUGCAUCGUAUCUGUCAAGAGCAUGAGAUUCCUGUAAUUGUGCCCAUCACAUUAGAUGCUCAAUCAAAUUGGUUUGGAGGAUUCUUUGAUACUAAUGGUAGCAUUGACAUUAUUAUGAAGAAUGAGUUGCCCCAGCUCAGUAUUCGAGUAACUAGCAAACUGCUGCAAGACGUGGAGCCUUACAAGGCCAUUUUUGGUGGAGAUGUGUACUUUGAUAGUGGUCGAAAUGGUUUCUAUGAAUGGUCUGUGCAGAGUCCUGAAGACGUUUUAUCAUUUUUUGGUUACUUCAAAACAAGUACUUUGAGAAGUCAGAAAUCAAGACGAUUCUUUCUAAUAGAUGAAUAUUAUCAUCUCUAUGAUAUCAAAGCAUUUGAACCUUCCAGUAUGAACCAUAAGGCAUGGUUAGCUUUCCUAAAGAAAUGGAACAACUUGGGUGAGUAGCUCAUUUUUGUUUUUAUUAAUAAUUUAUUGUAUUGCUUGGUAUUGCUCUGGAGCCAAUUUUCUGGCAGCUAGGUAGAGUUACUGGGAAAAUAGAUUGGAGAAUGUGAUUACUAAUAUAAGCUUCUCUAUUAAUCAAUCUGCUCUUUCUUUAAAGUGGCUUUGGUGAGUAUAAAGGCUCAGAUUGACAUUGUGACUGCAGUGUUCUAGGUUUUGAUAAUGAGAUUGUUCUUUACACUGAAGAGUUUAUUGGACUUUUGAGGAGUGAUUCUGUAUAUGAUUUCUGUGAUGCUAUUUCACGGAUACAUGCAAGCAGUGUCAAGUACAUAUGCAGGUUAUAAUCUGGGAAUAUGUGACAUCCGAAUUGAGAGCAUUAAACCUUACUGUGUUUGUGUUGGCAAUAUCCUGAAGUCUGCUCUCAAUUGAUCUACUCCUCAAGCAUCUGGAAUGUCCUGUUUGCUUGAAAACGGUAGUACAAAACAAUAAAUGCUACGCCGUAUUGCACAAUAAAUCAAGUCUGAAAAAGCAAUAAAUCAAGUCUAAAGUGCGUUCUCCAAGACCAUUCCUCGAGCCACGCAGUCUGAAUCAUUGGACCACAGAUCAGUCAGAUCUUGCACAUAUCCUUACACCCAUAUUAGAACCGACCCGACCCGAAUUUAGGAUUUUUUUUGGGCGGGAACACUGUACUAAUUUCAUCUUCCUUUUGUAUAAUAGAAGAUACUCCCUCCGUCCCAUUUAUAUUGUCCCGUUUUACCUUUUCGGAAAGUCUCACUUAAAUUGUCUCAUACCAUAUUUGGCAAAGUUUGUGUGGCUCUAAAUCAUUCUUACUUUAUUCUUACUUUAUCAAUUAAUAUAAACCACACAAACCCACUUUUCUUAAUAACCGUGUCACCCUCUUCCCUCCCAAUAUAAAUGGGACGGAGGUAGUAGCUGUUAUAAGAUGGCAACGUAAUUGAAUUUACUUCUUGGUUGAUUUUCCUAGGGAGCUUGCGGUGUUUGAUUUGCAGUUUUACAAGAGGGCAGGCCAAACACUAUUUCUGCAAUGGAAGGCUAUUUUGCUUAUCUGCUGUUUAUGAUAACUGUAAAUUUUGGGAACUUUGGGUCAGAAACAUUGGAAUAUGCCAGAAAGAGUUGCUUUUGUCAUCGUGUUCUUGGGUUGGGGAUAUCUCUGGGUCGUACAUAUAUCAGCUCAUAUCUUAUGUGUUGGGCUGAGUUGGACAUUGUCG
Cuscuta epithymum is the source of this 4543-nucleotide messenger RNA. Lineage: Eukaryota; Viridiplantae; Streptophyta; Magnoliopsida; Solanales; Convolvulaceae. The record is from the annotation of a GenBank genome assembly.